UUUUCAGUACGUGUCCAUAACUGCGGCCACUAUCGCAAGACUCUCAAGCAGCCAUGCAAGGAUGCGGAACAGAGAAAAUCACUCUGUCCUUCUGGCAAUACCACAGAUGCCUCAACGACCGGCACCCGCCAUGGCGGAAUUGCUGGAUGUGAUGAACAGUCUAGCCCAAUGCGGGAGGGACCAGGUGACAGAAACGACGGUGGUUUCGAUGAAGAAGAUGUUGGUUGGGAUGAUUAUUAA
This is a messenger RNA of Aspergillus ibericus CBS 121593, 240 nucleotides long. RefSeq lists its product as uncharacterized. The record is from RefSeq and is a predicted model, not a curated record. The transcript has 2 exons. Lineage: Eukaryota; Fungi; Ascomycota; Eurotiomycetes; Eurotiales; Aspergillaceae. The annotation marks the transcript as partial.